Castor canadensis (American beaver) is the source of this 6817-nucleotide messenger RNA. It is a transcript of the gene Per3, whose product is annotated as period circadian regulator 3. The record is from RefSeq and is a predicted model, not a curated record. Gene Ontology annotation, biological process: negative regulation of transcription by RNA polymerase II; circadian regulation of gene expression; entrainment of circadian clock by photoperiod. NCBI's taxonomy places the organism in Eukaryota, Metazoa, Chordata, Mammalia, Rodentia, Castoridae. Gene Ontology annotation, cellular component: cytoplasm; nucleus. Gene Ontology annotation, molecular function: transcription corepressor binding; transcription cis-regulatory region binding.
AGGCGGCGGACCGAGGGCUGCCCGGCAAGAUGGACCCCCGCGGAGACCUGGGAGGGUCCCUCGGCGACUGUCCCGAUCCCGGGGGACCGGGACUCGAAGGGGUGCGGGGCGAGGACCCUGAGCAGCGGUGGGGCCCGGAGAGCCAGCUGCAGGGGACAUACGCGAACAGCAGCCACAGUGAACAACAGGACCGAAACAGGGUUUCCGAAGAACUUAUAAUGGUUGUCCAAGAGAUGAAAAAAUACUUCCCAACAGAGAGACACAGUAAACCAAGCACCCUAGACGCCCUAAACUAUGCCCUUCGCUGUGUACACAGUGUGCAAGCAAACAGUGAAUUUUUCCAGAUUCUCAGUCCACGUGGAGCACCUCAGGCAGAUGUGACCGUAUACAGCCUGGAGGAGCUGGCUGCUGUUGCUUCUGAGCACACUUCUAAGAACACAGACACCUUUGUGGCCGUGUUUUCAUUUCUUUCUGGAAGGUUAGUGCACAUUUCUGAACAGGCUGCUUUGAUCCUGAAUUGUAAGAAAGACUUCCUGGAGUCUUCUCACUUCACUGACUUGCUUGCCCCUCAAGACGUGAGGGUGUUCUACGCACAUACUGCCCGAGCUCAGCUUCCUUUCUGGAACUACUGGACCCAGAAAGCAUCACAGUAUGAAUAUGCUCCGGUGAAAUCCUUUUUCUGCAGGAUCCGUGGAGGCGGAGGCAAAGAACAAGAGAAGCACUUCCCGUUCCGGAUCCUCCCCUACUUGGUUCAUGUGCAUAGCUCUGCCACAGAAUCAGAGCCUUGCUGUCUAACGCUGGUUGAGAAGAUUCACUCUGGCUACGAAGCUCCUCGAAUCCCGGUGGGUAAAAGAAUUUUUACCACAACACACACUCCGGGAUGUGUGUUUCUUGAAGUAGAUGAAAGAGCAGUGCCUUUGCUGGGUUACCUACCUCAGGAUCUGGUCGGCUCAUCGAUCUUGACAUACUUGCAUCCAGAAGACCGUCCUCUGAUGGUUGCCAUACACCAGAAAGUCUUGAAGUAUGUAGGCCAUCCUCCCUUUGAACAUUCACCCAUUAGAUUUUGUACUCAAAAUGGAGAUUAUGUCAUAUUGGAUUCCAGUUGGUCCAGCUUUGUGAAUCCCUGGAGCCGGAAGGUUUCUUUCAUCAUUGGUCGACAUAAAGUUCAAACGACUCCACUAAAUGAGGAUGUUUUUGCCACCAGAAUAAAAAAUGCAAACAGUAGUGACAAAGACAUUACAGAAUUACAAGAACAAAUUCACAAACUUCUCUUGCAGCCAGUUCACAUGAGUGCCUCCAGUGGCUAUGGGAGCAUGGGGAGCAGUGGCUCCCAGGAGCAUCAUGUCAGCAUUGCCUCUUGCAGUGAGUCCAGCGGGCCCUGCGUGGAGGAAGCACAGAAGCAGCCGAUGACCUUGCAGCAGGUCUAUGCCAGUGUAAACAAAAUUAAGAAUCUGGGUCAGCAGCUCUACAUUGAGUCAAUGAGCAAAUCGUCAGCCAGGCCAGCAGUGAGACCGCACCUGGAGCUGCGGGGCAGGGAUGAACAGAAGGCCUUUUCUUCCUCCCAGACCUUGAAAAAGAAAGGCAUGUUCUCUGAGCCUUGUGAGGACUUGAGGAAAGGCCAGCAUAGCCCAUCCUAUCAACAAAUAAACUGUAUUGAUAGUGUCAUCAGAUACCUGAAGAGCUACAACAUCCCAGCUUUGAAAAGAAAGUGCAUAUCCUGUACAAAUACAACUUCUUCAUCCUCAGAAGAAGACAGGCAGCACCACAAGGCGGACGACGGCCAUGCACUGCAAGCUGUUGCCCAGAUCCCAGCCAUACCUAAGCCGGAAAUACCAGCACAUGGACGGUCCACAGAUGCUGAAGGAGGAGGCCCUGCACGGACCCUGUCCACCGCCGCACUGAGCUUGGGGUCAGGCAUAAGCCAGCGCAGUUACAGCAGCACCAUUGUCUAUGCCCCCCCAGAGUCAGCAGAGGAUGCCGUCACAGCAUGUGAGCCCUGCACCCUAAAAACUCAACGAGCUCCUCUGACCACAGAAGAAUUUAAACACGUAGGACUCACAGCGGCUGUUUUGUCAGCACACACGCAGAAAGAAGAACAGAAUUACGUUGACAGGUUCCGGGAAAAGAUCCUGGCAUCACCCUACAGCUGCUAUCUUCAGCAGGAACGCAAAAGCAAAGCAAAAUACUCCUAUAUUCAAGGAAAUUCUACUUCUAAGCAAACCAGAUCAACUGGUUGCAAAAAAGGAAAACACAAACAUAAGAAGCUGCCAGUGCCACUAGACACCCGCAGCUCUAGUGGUGAUGUCUGUGCCCAUGUCAGGGGACUCCUUCAGGAUGUACAGCCGUGGGGCGCUUCUGCAGUCUCCUCCCCCCACGCCUUGGGCCUGGCCUUCCCAUCUGCAGUGAUGGCUCCCAGCCAGGUGCCUUACCUCCUCCAAGCUUUUCCCCUGCCAGCCAUGACCCCUCUGGAAGGAGGAGACUCUGCAGCCUGGGGAGCUACACCUCAGCAUCUGCCUUCAUCCAGUAUCCUGCAGACACUUCCAGCGCUUCCUUCUCCUCACAUGGAUACUUUCAUGACCAUUUUCCUGCCCAACCCCCCUAUUUAUCCUCUGUGGCCACCAUCAUUCUUUCCAUAUCCAUUCUUGGGGGCCACAAACUCUUCUGAAAUGCCACCCUCAGUACCAGCCCCAAAUCUGGAACCACCUUCUUCAUCCAGUAACCAAAGGAGAGUGGAGGAAAAAUGGGAGGCACAAAGUGAAGAGCACCCAUUUAUUAAUUCCAGGAGCAGCUCACCAUUACAGUUGAACUUACUCCAGGAAGACACACCCCAAUCAUGUGACUCUCCAGAGCCAGUGAGAAGGGAGGUUUGCCCACACACUGAGUGCCGCUGUGUUGUAGACCACAGUGGCAAUAGGAACAGUCUCUGUGCUACCGGAAAACUGCUCACUGCACCGCCGCACCACGAGCCUCCAUGUGGGACUGCAGCCCCAGGAAGCCGUGGUGGCAGCAUAUGUUUCAAUAGUGAAUAUUCUUCAGAAAUCUCCGAGAGUGGGCAGCAGUCUCAGGAUGUACAGAAAAGAGAAGCUUUUCCCAGUUUAGCUGAAGAGUCCAUCUGGAAAAUGAUAGAACAAACACCAGAGUGUGUUCUGAUGACAUACCAGCUACCUGAGAGGGCAAAAGAAAUUGUACUAAAAGAAGACCUAGAAAAGUUGGAAAGCAUGAGGCAACACCAGCCCCAGUUCUCUCACGGGCAAAAGAAGGAGCUCGCUGAGGUGCAUUCUUGGAUUCAGAGCCACACUAUCCCUCAAGAAAUACACAUCCAAAGCUGUGUUGCCUGUGAAGACAGAAGUUUGGUUGAUGACACUGCAGAGUCCCAUGGGCAGCAGCCAGCAGAAGACAUCAGUUGAACAACCCUGAAGAUGUCCCUUCACACCGCUUCCAGGACAUGGGGAACACAGACUUCUCUGUGUAUCUCACUAAACCCCAGCUCUUAAAGACCAUGAAGUCAUCAUCAGCAUUAAGACUUUCCCUCCUUGCUUUAAUAGACAUUGUAUAUGGAAUCUCCUUGUUUCUGAUAUAUUGAAAUUGUCAGUUAGACUCCUUUUCUAGUUUAGCAGUCUGCUAAAGAAAUUUGAUUGCCUCUAAAGAGGUUUGUGAAUGACAAAACUAUUUCAGAUAUUACCCCAAAUAAAUCAUUACUAGAAGUAUAGCUGCGGUGAGCCCCAAACCUUAGCCUCAUUUAUUGUGUCUUAUUGUUACGUAAACCAUUUUCCCCGUUAGAGUCCUUGAGGAAAUCCUGCCUAGGGGUCAUGUACUUCUCGUAAUGGUUCCAUAAGUUUCAUACAUUUGUCUCGGCUUUGUACAGCUUGGUGCUUCUGCCUCACAGUACAUUGAAGUACGUUAUCCAUUAGUGGAUCUGGAGAUGCCUAGUUUUCAGGGUUGAAUUUUGGCCUUCAUUCUUCAUUAUACAUUGCACAUGUAAUGUUAAACAAAAGAGCUUCUUGCUCAACCAACUUUUUCAUGUUUUUGGUUUUAAAGUAAUGAUUGUAAAAACUUUCAAAAAUUACACAAGGUAAUAUUGUUUUUAUAUGCUUAUGUGUUUAAAUGUUGUUUUACCAAAACUAACACUUAACUCUUUCUUUUUAUUAAAUUUACACAAAAAGGUGUCUCCAGGCAGAUCAGAGGUCUGAUUCUGAUUGGCACUGCCUUUUGUUUUCCUUUGCACAGGGUAAGUGUUUGGAGCUGCACAGGGAGAACAGUGGUGGAGGGAAGCCCACUGACGCUAGCCUUUGGGACUGCAGAUUCCCCAUGUGUCUGUGCGUUAGGCCACGCGCAGUUUGUGUCUUUCAAGAAGUGAGUGUGGUUGUUUACUUGACAAGUCCACUCACCCUCUGGUGCUCUUUUGAGAAGUCUACAAUUCCUUCUUAAAGUGGGAAUGAUCUGUGAUGUUCACACCCAUCAGAUCAGAAAACAGAAACAGAAGAAAGUGAUGGUUACAGUAACCUUUCAUUUUUUUAUAUAACUCAUUUUUCUUCUCAUUUGUUUUGUUUUAGGAAAACACUUCUUUCUCUUUUGAAUUGAAGUUUUAUAGCUUUUUAUAAAUGCAUCCUCACAAUUAGGAGAAUUGGCCUUUUUAUCCACGGUGACUGCUAGACCUGAUUCUCCAACUCUGUAGCUCAGAUUUUGUUUCUGAAGUAGUAAUUUUAUGGUCAGUAAUUCUAUCUUAAGGUGUCAAAAACAUUUUCAAAUGCUGCCUUGACAUUUCUUGGAAUUUUCUAGUAUUAAGCAGUUCCACUCAGAUCUUCCUGAUUUAUGCAUAGAGAUCUCUCAUAUUCUACUCCAUCUUGAUAGUUAAGUGAUUUCUGAGGCCUUUCUUUAUUGGUCAAGUUGUGUGGUAUUUUUCUAUACACAAAAAAUUAAUCAGCUUGUGUAUUAUACACCGUGAGCUUCUUAGUGACAAGGUCUUUAGUUUGUGUGAGUCAGAAAGCCUUACUCAACGCUCUCGGGACUGUACUAAUUCAUGCAUGCAUAUUUUAAGCCUGUGCUCUCUACUAAUAAGCUCUUCUUUCCCACUGCUCUGGACGAUUGCUAUUUCUUUGCCUUAGUACACAUUUUAUGAAGUGUGUAUUGUGCUAGGCUUGAUUCGGAACUGGUGCUUAUAGACAGGUCUGUAAAACCAUUUUUCAGGUCUUCCUCCUUUGGUAGGAAGAUGAGCCAGUGCAGUUAGAGAUUGUUCUGCUGCUGGGCAAGGGGCUUCAGCAGUAACCGCCGCCCCCCCAGGGGGGCCUUACCCAACAAAAACUCACACCCACCUUUUUAUUAAUGACCAUCAAAACUGGUAAUAAAAGUGUAUAUGAUGAUAGGCCUCAUUGUUUACAUCAGUAUUAUCUAAAAAGCUUUAUUUUCUUGGGGCAGAGGUCAAGAUUUAUGAAAAGUGAUGCUGUAUGAGUAGAAUUAAGUAAAACUUCAUUAUAAUUCACAAGGUAAAUUUAAUCCAAAUUGGAAAUUCAGCUGAAUUUAUAACUAACUGAAUUUACUUAUUUUUAAUGUUUAAUAUUCUAAUUGGGUAUCUUUUUAAAGUAACUACAAUAAACAGUGUACAUAUAAGACCUGAGAGUUUUCUUGCAUUUUAUCAGUAAGCCUUUGUCUUCAGUGUGAUUCCAACCAGUUACAGCUGUCAGGCUCCACUGAGGUCCUCAUGUCAGGUCAGUAUGCCCCUUCAUGAUGCUGUGCUUACGUCCACGUGGUCAUCUGAGUGUCAGAUCCUGUGGUGUGGGAGAUUCAGGCCUUUGCCAGUUUGUCAUGAUGUUUAAACCUCACUUCAGCACUAAAGAAUUCAUUCGGUCCUGAAUGUGAAUGCGUGCAGAGUGCAUGAGUGUGUGUGUGUGUAGUUAAUACUUGACUAAUUUUAAUGCCAAUUUAGUGAAUUCAGGUAUCAGGAUUACUCUUAGAGAUUCUGUAGGGUCAGCCCGUAUUUUACAAAACCUGACUGUAACUUGGCAACAAUAAAAUCUAGAAAUUAAAACAUGGAACAAGAUCCUGAAGCCAACAGGGCUUUUAAAUUUUACACCUUUGAAAUUGUGUGCAUCUUUCUGUAACAAGUAUCACAAUAGCAAGAAGAAAACUGGCUCAGCAUUUGUGUGGGGUGCUUGGCGGGCCUGGUCUAAGAGCCUCACAUACACGGUCUCACUUUGUCCUCACAACUGCCCAUGAAACCAGCCUUUUACCCUCACUUGAAAGAGGACACAGAGGCAGGUGCCACGUAACUUGUUGACUACAGCUGGUCUGUGGCAGUAGCGGGAUUCCCGUGUAGCGAUCUGGCUACAGGGAUAUGAGGUAAUUGCCCAGUAUCACUAAAACAGGAGGAAAUUUGGAGUUUUAUACACUGGAAGCUCACUUGUAACCUUUUUCUGUGACAUCAGAGAACUAAUGUUAGUUUGAUUUUGGUAAUGGGAGAGACCACAGGCUUCUCGUAGCUGCAUUUGAUGUCACCAUGUUUCUGCUCUUAAUUUUAAAAUGUCUUUCCCAACAGAUUUGUCCCUGAUGUCUUAAAUCAAGAAAGCUUUCUGAAACCUGUACUCUGUAAGGGACUGGUGGUGUUUGCUGCCAAGCCCAGGACCAGUUGUGUGGUGCUUCAGGGUUGAUGCAGACCUGGCACUGUGUGAGGUGGAAUGACAGAGCCCAAACAGGAAAGCUCCUCCUGAAACUUCACUGCCCCACAGGUAGCUCUGUGCUCACUGUCAGGGGUCUGUACACCUAUAGAUGCACUGUGAACAAAAGUUAGCAUUUAUACCCAUUUAGUUUUUACAGACAAGUA